AAUACUUUCUGAGCGGCGCUUUGUCAGAUUAGUUCAGACCAGCGGAUAAACUGUCCACAAAGACGCAACAAACCCGGACGGAUUAUAUAUUACUUUUAACAGCACUGACUCAUGUCAGGAACCAUGAGCAAGGACACAGAGAUCGAUAUGGAGGAAGUGAAGCUGAAUGAGCUGGACCCUGAGAAGCAGCCCAUGACAGGUGAUGGCCAGGCUGCAGGUGGAGAGAAGAACGGCAGCGUGAAGCUGAAGGUCCCUGACGAUGAGGUCACCUUUACCGGCCUGUCCAAGGAGGAACUGAUGAGGGUCGCUGGCACUCCAGGAUGGGUGCGAACCCGCUGGGUGCUUCUCGUCCUGUUCUGGCUCGGCUGGGUUGGCAUGCUGGCCGGAGCCAUCGUGAUCAUCGUCCAGGCCCCUCGUUGCAAACCCAUCCCUGAGAUGAACUGGUGGAACGAAGGGCCCCUGUAUCAGAUCUCCGACCUUGAGGCCUUCUCGGGUGGAAUGGAUGGUCUUGAGGCAAAACUGGAUAGCAUUAAUCAGCUAAAGGUCAAAGGUCUGGUUGUUGGUCCUUUCCACACUGUCCAGGCUGACCAGCCAAACACCUUGAACCUUAAAGAGAUCGACCCCACCAAUGGCUCGGAGAAGUCCCUCAUGUCUGUGCUGGCGAAAGCCCACAAGAAGGGCAUUUCUGUGGUGCUUGACCUGACCCCAGACUACAAAGGGACUUCUCCCUGGUUCAGCAACAAUAUUGAGGACAUCAUGGAGAAGGUUACGGCUGGAGCAGAGUACUGGCUAAAUUUGGGAGUUGAUGGCAUCAAGCUGCCUGACCUCUCUUUGGCCUCCAGCGCCUCCAACUGGCCCAAAUUACAGGCUGCUGUCCAGGGCAACCGCACUGAGGAAGACACUAAGGCCAAUGUACUGAUGGGUGUCGCCGCCGGCGUUUCAGCUCCGGAGGCGUCUCUGCUGGUCAAUACUACUGGUGUAGAUCUUCUCCUGUCUGACCUGCUCAGCAGCAAAAAUGAAGGUGUGGAGCGCAUCAGGGCCAUGGACACCCUUCAGUCUCAGCAGAGAAGCGUGGGCUGGGGUCUCGGUGCGAGCAGAAAUGAUCAUCUGUCUAAACUGGCAAAUAAUCCAGGCCUGCUUCGUCUCUACCAGCUUCUGUUGUUCACAAUACCGGGAACGCCCGUGUUUACCUAUGGAGAUGAAAUUGGUCUCCAAGCACAAGAGGGUGAAUCACCUAAGAUGGUUUGGGACAUAGAGAAAGAACCUUCCAAAGAAGAGUUGAACGAGGUUGCUGAGGCUAAUCGCACAGAGCAGGUUGCUGUGAUGAAGUGGUUCACAUCCCUCAGUGAUCUGCGAGGCAAAGAGCGGUCCCUUCUCCAUGGCGACUACUACUCUCUCCAUUCAUCUGCCUCGUCUCUUGCUUUCCUGCGAUUGUGGGACCAGAGUGAAAGAUACAUAACGGCUGUCAACUGGGGGUCACAGCCAGAGACACUGACGCCUUUACUCUCACCUACAACGGGAGAAAAGCUGCCUGAAACUGCUAAGGUGAAGGUUUCAACAGAUGAAAACCUGGAGGUAGAUUCCUCAAUUAAACUGGACAAAAUCACCCUUGGGCCUGGACGAGCUGUCCUCCUGCAGUUCCCCUUUAUGGGCUGAAGAUGGCGCCAAACUGCAGCAGAAACUGUUCCAGAUUAGAGUUGGAGGAUUCUCAGUCAAUCCUAAUCCUUAGGAAUAGAAAUAUGUUCGUCACACAAUCUGAAUUGGGUCAAAAUAGUCUGGCUAAUAUGAAGAGGUACAGGUUUUUUUUUUUUUUUCUUUCAUCCACAUGAAAACCUGUGUUAAGUGAGUGUUUUUGUUUUUUUUUGUCUUGUCACCUUUUGGUACGCAAAAGCCAGAGAUGUGAAACGCAUUCCAUUUUUAUUUUGGGCAUUCCUUUUUAGACGUCCUGGUUUUACUUUUCCUCUUCAAUUUUUUAAAAGUUUUUUUUUUUUUUUUAAAGUGACAUCCAAAAAAGUUUUUAUCAACAUGUGACUCAAAAUCUUCCAGAAACAGUUUAAAAAAACAAACAAUAAACUGGUCUGCACUGA
This is a messenger RNA of Cololabis saira (Pacific saury), 2087 nucleotides long. It is a transcript of the gene slc3a2a, whose product is annotated as solute carrier family 3 member 2a. The transcript has 11 exons. Bases 112 to 1656 code for a protein of 514 amino acids. NCBI's taxonomy places the organism in Eukaryota, Metazoa, Chordata, Actinopteri, Beloniformes, Belonidae. The record is from RefSeq and is a predicted model, not a curated record. Gene Ontology annotation, biological process: carbohydrate metabolic process; amino acid transport.